Messenger RNA from Sorghum bicolor (sorghum), 7867 nucleotides. RefSeq names its product disease resistance protein RGA2-like. Gene Ontology annotation, biological process: defense response to fungus. The coding region runs from base 2659 to 6807 and encodes 1382 amino acids. The transcript has 7 exons. The record is from RefSeq and is a predicted model, not a curated record. Lineage: Eukaryota; Viridiplantae; Streptophyta; Magnoliopsida; Poales; Poaceae. Gene Ontology annotation, molecular function: ADP binding; protein binding.
CUUUACAUGUGAAAUUUCAGAAGGAAAAAAAAUUGUUUUGUUCCACUGCAGUUCAGUUUACAUAAUGCGCCUGCUUAUAUCCUCAGUAAUCUUGUGGUGACGGUCGAGCCAAAAGGGCCCGUAGUGGUUGGUCCAGUGGAAUGUCUGAUGGAUUUCAUCAAACACGUGUUGCCAAGAGCCUUUAGUUGAGGCACAGCUUGCUGUUGCAACCGCAAGGUCGAAGAUUUGUAGCUUAUUUGACAGAGCGCCUUCAGAUUUGGUGCGUUCGGGGUCGUCUGUUGCCUCUUCUUUUUUUUUUUGUCACGGAAAGAGUCUCACUCAGAAUCACACGAGUGUAAGGACUAGGACUAGGCAAAGGCGUGGAAGACGGGGCAGCAGGCACGGCACGGCAUGGGAGAGGAAUCGCCGCUGCUUGCCCUCCUUCGCCAUGACGCUGCGUGCGCGUGUGGUCCGUGGCGUAGUGCAUGCGACCGCGUGCACGACUGACGACUGCGCAUCGCCAUCGGACGGACAAGUUGUCGGCUCGCAGCGACAGGAGGCGGUGCGCAGCUGCCCACCACAUGUUCGGCAAAAUGCAUCACAGUUUGCUAUCGAUGGGCGUGUGGAGAAUUUGGAGGCAAUAUUUCCUGAGAAUUUCGUGAAGCCUGCAUGCCCAUUAUGUACAUUUCAGUCAGGCAGAUUGGAACCACUUGUUUUGAUUCAUUUUGGUGUGGAGGUGUGCUGAAAAAUGGCUCAAGACCAUUCUGCUUGCAUGAAGUACAUGGGUUCGUCAUCUGAUCAUAUUGCACGGUGUCUCACAAGCUUCUGAGUUUCAGCACCAAGGCCGUUUGAAGGUACAAGCACAUAGAUAAUCCUGUCUCCUGAUAUAUUGUGAGUUCGUGUGACCAUUUUUUUGCUGUAAAAUUUAUAGUGGAGAACACUCCACAUGAUCCAGUGUUGUGCGAUCAGAGGUAAGUACUGGCCUCGGUUGUGUAUGCUGACGCUGGAGUCUGGAGUACAGUAGAGCAUACAACUGUAUCGUCCCCAGUGGCCACUUACGUCUGAUGUCAUUUUCAUCAUCACAAAGGAAACAGCUCAAGGCCUUGUUUAGUUUCCACCAAAAACUAAAAACUUUCUAAAUAUAGAUGAAAAUAAAAACUAAUUACAUACUGUAAAUCGUGAAACGAUCUUUUAAGCUAGUUACUCCAUGAUGGAAUAAUGUUUGUCAAAUAAAAAUGAAAAUGCUACGGUAGCGAAAUUUAAAAAGUUUUUCCAACUAAACAAGGCCUCAGCUGCAACAGACCCACCACUCACCCGUCUGUCUUCUCCGAGAUUUCCAUUCACGCGUCAUUUCCAGCUCAGCCUCGUCGUCCUGUCCAUCGCCGGCCUCGUAGCCACGGCCACGGCCACGGCCACCAGCCUGCACCCUUGUCGUCACGGCAGCGCUUGCCUUCCCCGAUGCAUUUCGUCACCACUGCCACCAAUCCCAUGGCCGGCCAUCAAUCCGUCAUCCACCCAAUUGGUGGAGCGGCCCACCGCACACAGCCUACUCUACGGCGAGGCACACCGCGAGACCGUCGGCGCCAGGCGGCCCCCCUCGGUCGCCGCGCAGCUCUUGUCUUGUGUCCCUUGUCUGCGCCGCGCGCUAGCACCCUUUGCCCCCAAGGACGCGUUCAAGCCGUUGUUAGGCGUCACCUUGUAUUGUACACGCCCAGCCGCAUGACGCUCGCCUCCAUCCGCGCAGCGCAGGUGUUCUUCGCGCUGGUGACGACAGACGGAUGGCCUGUCACUGCGCAGGUGGCCGGGUGCCCAUGAGGCGUGGCGUUCAGGUGGGUGUUCAGGGUGCCUGUUCAUUCAGGUGGGCGUCGCCUACAAACUGUUUGACGAAAUGCAUCAGCCAGAAGCUACUUCAGGGAGCCAUGUCAUCAAGCCACGUCAACAUGAGAAAGCCCAGGUGGAGCAGUGACAUACCUAAAUGGGAACCUAAAACCAAGUUUGAAGCAUGGCCAAAUUUGUCCUUUCUGGAUAGUUGAGUGGUGAAGAUUUCAGUAUUUCAGAGUUCCGGCAGAAGCAAAGAAACAGAUAGACCAGAGAAGCAGAGAGGCACACUGGCACAAGCAAUGAAGUAAUGAGGUCCAGGACUCCAGGUAUUCCUCAUGUGUAGGCAGACUAUAGGCCAAAGAAACAGGUCCUGAGUGCCUUGUGGCCCUUGGAGUUAGUGGCUUCAAUAAUUUGACCUGACAAGACUAGACAUUGUGGAGAAGGUGACGUACGUCAUUUUGCUCCAUUCCACCCGGGUGGCUUGACUAAACAUUGUGGAGAAGGUGAUGUACGUCAUUUUGCUCCAUUCCACCCGGGUGGCUUGACUAAUCAGUCACUAACGGCCACGGCCGAUGCGUCCUUUCAUUUUUGGGCAAGUUUAUCAACCCAGACCAGACGUUGCAAAAGAGGAAAGGAGGGCUACGCCACGCUUGGAGCUCCAGCAAAGGACACUAGGAAGGCCUCAAUUUUUAGAUGGAUGAGUAAAAGAAGUGUAUCUGAGCUCCCCAGAAAGCUCUGGUUUGCGCAUUCAUCUCUACUUUUUUGACAAGAACUCAAGGCUCCAAAUGUCUUUUCUAUAAAUAAAGUAGCUGCAACUCAGGCUGAAGGGUUACAGCUACUAUUUUUCUCAGGGUAAACAUGGUUGGUAUGGAAGCCGCUGCACUGUCUGCUGCAAUAACUGGAAUAUUGAAGGUUGUGGGAAACAAGUUAGCUCCACUCAUCAUCAAAGAGUACAGCUCUAUAGUGGGUGUGAAAAAGGACCUCCAGGAGCUCCAAGAUCUGGUUGAGGAGAUUAACUGUUGCCUGGGAACUGCAAGAGAUAGAGCUACAGGGGAUGCUCCAUGGCUCAAAAAAUUGAAACAAGUGGCUUACGAUGUUGAUGAUGUUGUGGAUGAGUUCCAGCUAAAGGCUGAGAAACAUGACACUGAUGGUGAUGGUGGAUCUGUGUUCAGAUACGUGCAUAUAAAAACAGAAUCAUUUUUAUUGCAAUGCAAGGCAGCCAAAAACAUCAAGCAAAUAAAGAAGAGAUUUGCUGAGAUUGUGAAGCAAAGAACCGACCUGACUGCAAUAUUUGGCCAUGAUCCUGUUAGCCAUAUAAACAAGACAACUGUGAAUGCGCAAACAUUGCCUGUUGGGGAUGAGGCAACAAUACUUGGAAGAGACCAAGAGAUGCAUCAAAUAAUAUCUAAUCUGGUAGAGAAUAAUGACAAAAACGAAAUCAAGAUUGUUUCCAUAGUAGGACUUGGUGGCUCUGGGAAAACUACCCUAGCUAAACUGAUUUUCAAUGAUGGUGAAACUAUAGAGAAACAGUUUGAAGUAAGACUAUGGGUUCAUGUGUCACAAGAAUUUGAUUUUGAAAAGCUCAUCAAGAAACUGUUUGAGGCUUUUGCUGAUAAAGAUCCUGGACAGCCUUCCUUGCCAUAUAUGAGUAAAAGAAUCCAAGAGGGGUUGACUCGUAAGAAGUUUCUAAUUGUAAUGGAUGACAUUUGGACAGAGUCCCAAAAUCAGUGGGACAAAAUAAUGGACCAUCUAAAAGCUGGUGCACCUGGAAGUGGGAUUUUAAUCACUACUCGUAGUAAACAUGUUGCAAAAGCAGUGCGGUCCACAUACCAGUUUUGUUUGCCACGCCUAUCUUCAGAUGACAGUUGGCAGCUUUUCCAACAAAGCUUUAGGAUGCCUGUGAAAUGUUUGGAGCCUGGCUUUAUAGAGGUCGGAAAAGAGAUUGUAGAAACAUGUUGUGGGUUGCCACUAGCAAUUAAAGUUCUUGCAGGUUCUCUUGGUGACAAGGAACUAAUAGGAGAGUGGCAGGCUAUGAGAGACAAUUUAUUAGAUAUUGAGGGUGAAGAAUCAGUAUCUGCAUCCUUGAAGUUGAGCUAUUUCCAUUUGCCAUCCAAUCUGAAGCCAUGCUUCACAAUGUGUUCAUUGUUCCCUAAAGGUCAUCUGAUCAAUAAACAACAAUUGAUUGAUCAAUGGAUUGCUCAUGAUAUGGUUAGUUUGAUUCCUGGUGUUGAUGAUUUGGAGCAUAUUGGGUGCAGGUACUUUAAUUCACUUGUACAAGUGUAUUUUCUACAAGACGUGGAGGAACAUGAUGGUAAGGUGACAUGCAAGAUGCAUGAUGUGAUUCAUGAUCUUGCCCGAUCCAUCUUGUCUGAGGAGUUUUCAACUACUUUGCCAGAGGAUGCAACUAAUUCCUCAAAAGGCUACAGAUACUUUUGUUUAACUGAAUCACCAAAAAGAAUUUUGCCCAAACAGGUUUUUGAUAGUGCACGUGCUAUUAAUGUUGAUAGUGUCAAUGAUAUAAUAUUUGGCAAGGCAUUGAAGAAUGCAAAACACUUGCGCAGUGUCACUGUAAGAUCUGCCUGUACAACAAGAGCAUUUAGCACCAUACUACAGAUAGAAAAUCUAAGUUAUCUUCACAUUUCAAGUCUGAAAUGUGAAAAGCUUCCUGAUGCUAUUUCACGUAUUUGGAGGUUGGAAGCUCUUCAUAUAACACAUAGUGGUUUUCUUGAGUUACCUCAAUCGAUAUGUAAGCUCCAAAAGUUGAGGACACUAAACUUGUCAUGGUGUAUAGAACUAAAGACUUUACCAGAUUCUAUUGGUGAUUGUCACAUGAUUUCAAGCAUAGACCUAAGUUUCUGUUAUGAGCUUACAUCAUUGCCAAUGUCUAUCAAUGGAAAUGAAAACCUAAGGGUCUUGAGACUAUGUAAUACCAGAAUUGAGAGGCUAACAUCAAGUAUUACUACACUAGGAAAUCUUGAGUAUUUGGAUCUUUCAUGUUCCUCUCUGAUAGAGUUACCUGAAGGCAUCGAGAACUUGAGGAAGCUUAAAGUUAUGAACCUAGAAGGAUGCGUAAAACUGGGAAGCAUGCCAAAAGGGAUUCACCAACUUGUUCACCUACAAAAGUUGGGCUUAUUUGCAUUAGGAGAGGGUGAAAAGUGUGCACAGCUCUCCGAGCUUGCAAAUGUAGGUAAGUUAGGUGGGGAUCUGACUGUCACCGGUAUUGAACAAGUGACAGAACCUAGUGAUGCUCACAUGGCAUGCUUGAAACAGAAGACAAACCUACAGCAGCUCUCACUAGUUUGGAGGAGUGGGUGCAUGGAUGUUGGAAAUGAGGUUGCUGUAUUGAAUAGCUUGGAACCACCAUCAGAGAUUAAAGAACUAAAGAUCAAACAGUACCCGGGUAGACAGUACCCAGAGUGGAUGCAGAAGCAAGAUGGGCUUUCUCGAUUUCCAUUUUUGACAAGGAUGACACUGAGUAAUUUCCCAAAGUUGAAACAUUUAAAGGGUCUUGUGGAGUUGCCUUGUUUGAAGGACCUUGAGUUGAUAAAAAUGCUUGCUCUCGAGAGCAUAAGUGGAGGCCCAUUUCCUUCACUGGUGUAUUUCAAUAUGAUUGGAUUGCCCCGGUUGAAAGAGGUUUGGAUGGUAACACAGCAGAUCUCGACCACGGAGGAGAGAGGAGGCAGUAACAACCAAACCUAUAACUUAGGACAAGUGCAAAUCGGUAUCUGUCUCUCAAAGUUAUCCAUAGACAUGUGUGCUGCAUUGGUGGUGAAGCCGCACCUGCCAUUGUCGCUGGAGGAAUUGCAGUUGAGCCAUACUAAUGAGCAGCUAGUGCAAUUGCCUGGCCAGCAGGACCAACGGUUCAUAAGUGACACAGGUUUUACCCCCUCUGUUUUUAGUUUUAGCUGUCUGAAAAAGCUUAGACUUUGUGACGUGAAAGUACCAACAUCACCUGUAUUGAAGAAGAAAGAAACAGCAUCAUCAUCGCCUAGAUCUGUAUCUCUAUAUAGCUGGGAGCUGAUUCAACACAUGCCAGCACUUGAGGACUUGUCAAUUGAGUGCUGGGCUGGCCUAAUUGAGCUUCCGGAGAGCAUUCAGGGCCUCACAUCCCUUCGAUCCUUGAAUAUUCAGGAAUGCUCUUGUCUCUGCACGCUGCCUGAGUGGUUAGGUGCGAUCCGUUCUUUGGAAUGCAUGGUCAUCCAAAACUGCAAUAGCCUGAGCAGCCUUCCUACAUCAUUCCAGCAGCUCACCACCCUCCAACGCCUGGUUUUAGUUGGCUGCACUUCUCUUGAGGUCCCAGAAUGGCUAGGGGAGCUCCGAUCUCUAAAGUAUCUGUGGGCUCAUUGUUGCUGGGGCACCAUUCCAAAAUCAUUAGGACAGCUCAACUCACUCAAGCUGCUAAGAAUAGAAGGAUGUGACGAGCAGCAUCAGUCAUGUGGUCGCCUCAAAGUAUGUCCAUGUGAUGCACAUCAUCAAUUGCCAGAAUUCAUGUUGGAGCUCCACUCUCUACGAGAAUUAUACAUUGGUAAACUGCGAGGUAUGACUUUCCUUCCCCAAUCAAUAGGUUGCCUGACCUCCCUUGAGUCACUUACACUAGAGAAUCUCCAUGCACUUCGGCAAUUGCCUGACUUCCUAGGAGGGCUAUGUUCUUUACGCAAGCUCUUCCUUAAGCAUUUGCAUGGCCUGAUUUCCCUUCCCCAAUCUAUGUGCCGCCUCACUUCCCUUGAGGAGCUCUAUUGUUGUAACUGCCGAAGCAUGAAAUUUUUGCCAGAGGGGAUACGGGACCUCACGGCUCUACGAUAUUUGUGGAUCAAUUCCUGCCCUGGUCUGGGGAGGCGUUGCAAGGGAGAAGAUUGGCAUCUCAUCUCUCACGUUGACCGCAUAUGCAUUGAUGGCCAGGAUCCACGGCUAGAGAAAAGGAGGCUUCAUUUCCCUUCAUCUUCCAAGACCAAAUUGUUAGAUAAGUUAUAUGACCAGGAUAUAAUUAGUAGAUGCAAAGAAAAAUAAACAUUUCAAUUUUUGUAUCACAACUGACUUGUUCUGUCUAUCAUGUACGUGCCACACGAGGGGCUAUUCCUCGUCUAUGUAGCAUGCAACCUCCAGGCAAGAGAACGUCAAGGCAUUUCAACUAAACCUUCUGCAACUCUGAAUUUUACAUGGUAACCAGAGUGGCAAAACAGAACUAGAGAAACCUACAAUGGCCAACUCCUCCAAUGCCAUGAAUCCUCUCUUCAGCAUCUAUCUCUGAGAAGCAGUCAAAGAGCAACCACCCAGUGUGGAAGGCGCAAAUCCUUGUUUUCAUCGCAUCCAAUGGGCCAUCUCAUUAGCACAUGUGCAGUGCCCCCUGCUGAAAUUGACAGCAAGUUAGGACACAAUUUCUGAAGUCCCGAUCCCGGCUUAUAAAGAAUAGUAGCAUGUGUUGAGUUUAGAUUCUGGACAUGGGUGGGAGAUGCUGUAUCACAUGAUGACACUUUUUUUUUGACGCUGACAUGAUGACACUAGUCAUUGGAGAUUUGUGACUCUGAUGAGCGUACUGAGCUGUCAGAGAUCUUGGGGGGCCUCACAUCCCUCUGGUCUCCGAAGUUGCAUGGUUGCUCUGCUAUUCGCAGAUUGCCUGAGUCGCUAGGGGAACUCUUCAAGGGAGGCAGUGCCUGGUUUGAGCCCUCUAUCUGGUCUCGACGUCUACUUCAGCUUGGCUCCCUUGAAAGGUUAACCAUCCAUCACUGCCUGGGAAUCAAAUCUGUACCAGAGGAUAUAAAGGGCGUCACCGCUCUGAAGGAAUUGCAUAUCUGUAGGUGCCCUGAUUAAACAUAUAGAUAGACAUGCUUUGAUGCCACUCAAGGAAAAAGGAAUGCUGAGCACUAUGUCAUGUCUCUAAAACAAGAGUAUUAUAGUUCAAAUCUGCAAGCAUCAUAAGAAGUUACAGUUGGCUUGCUUUAGCAGUUGCACUGCUGCUGAUGGAGAUGUAAAAGAAAACAUGACGAAGCUUUUGUACUGAUUCAUUUGUUGAAUAUUUUGAGUGACGAUGUAGUUCUGACUUUUAAGUUCUUGCAUAUUAUUCAUUGAA